Colletotrichum aenigma is the source of this 867-nucleotide messenger RNA. Its product is annotated as putative hydrolase. Bases 1 to 867 code for a protein of 288 amino acids. Gene Ontology annotation, cellular component: mitochondrion. The record is from RefSeq and is a predicted model, not a curated record. NCBI's taxonomy places the organism in Eukaryota, Fungi, Ascomycota, Sordariomycetes, Glomerellales, Glomerellaceae. Gene Ontology annotation, molecular function: acetylpyruvate hydrolase activity. The transcript has 4 exons.
AUGCGCGGAUCCCCGGGCUCUUCCCUGUCGAUUGUCACCGUCACUGUCCACUGGAGUUGUCUGGCCUGCUUUCCCCGCGACCAAUCUUCUCCACCGCUUGGAGUUUGGGCAGAUCUCACUCAAUUCAUAUAUAUCGUCAAGAUGUCGAUGAUUUUCAAGCGCUCAAUGGCUACCGCCGCCUCGUUCAAGAAGGCCGGCAAGGUCGUGUGCAUCGGCCGCAACUAUGCCGACCACGUCAAGGAGCUCAACAACACCCGCCCCAAGCAGCCCUUCUUCUUUCUGAAGCCCACCUCCUCCAUCCUGCUCCCCGGCGCCGGCCCCGUCCUGAGGCCCAAGGGCGUCGACAUGCACUUUGAGGUCGAGCUGGCCCUCAUCCUCGGCAAGCAGGUCAAGGACCUCAAGCCCGACGACUACAAGGGCGCUCUGGCCGCCAUCGAGGCGUACGCCGUCUCCAUCGACAUGACGGCGCGCAACGCCCAGAACGAGGCCAAGAAGAAGGGCCUGCCCUGGGACAUCGCCAAGGGCUUCGACACCUUCCUGCCCAUGAGCGACGUCAUCGCCAAGUCCGCCAUCACGGACCCGCACGACGUCGAGCUCUUCCUCAAGGUCAACAACGAGACCAAGCAGGACGCCUCGACCAACCUGAUGCUCUUCCAGAUCCCGCGCAUCCUGAGCGACAUCUCCAAGGUCAUGACCCUCGAGCAGGGCGACAUCGUGCUCACGGGCACCCCCGCGGGCGUCGGCCCGGCCGUGCCUGGGGACGUCAUCCGCGCCGGUAUCCGUGUGGGCGGUAAGGAGCUCGCUGAGGGCAAGAUUGAGGUCGCGGUGGAGGAGUCGCCUAGCUCGUACGUCUUUGCGGAGACAUGA